This is a messenger RNA of Syzygium oleosum, 3954 nucleotides long. RefSeq names its product structural maintenance of chromosomes protein 2-1-like. The record is from RefSeq and is a predicted model, not a curated record. Gene Ontology annotation, molecular function: protein binding; ATP hydrolysis activity; ATP binding. The transcript has 20 exons. The coding region runs from base 220 to 3750 and encodes 1176 amino acids. Gene Ontology annotation, biological process: chromosome organization. Gene Ontology annotation, cellular component: chromosome. Lineage: Eukaryota; Viridiplantae; Streptophyta; Magnoliopsida; Myrtales; Myrtaceae.
GCUCUCAUUUUCGUCUUGCAAUCUCUCCGGAUUUCUUCGUCCGAUUCUCUCCGAUCUCCUCAAAUCUCGGUAGGAGAAAAUCUCAUCAUUUCCUUCCAAAAAUCGCUCUCUUCCAUGGCCGAUUCCUGACGGUCUCGUCCCUCUCUCACUCCUGUUGCUCCAGCUAGGGCUUUCGUUCUGCUCCUUUCCCCUCCCCGAAGAGCAGAAUCGAACGCCGCCAUGCACAUCAAGGAGAUCUGUCUGGAGGGCUUCAAGUCCUACGCGACCCGGACCAUCGUCCCGGGCUUCGACCCCUUCUUCAACGCCAUCACCGGGCUCAACGGCUCCGGCAAGUCCAACAUCCUCGACUCCAUCUGCUUCGUGCUCGGCAUCACCAACCUGCAGCAGGUCCGGGCCGCGAACCUGCAGGAGCUCGUCUACAAGCAAGGCCAGGCCGGGAUCACCAAGGCCACGGUCUCCGUCGUGUUCGAUAACUCGGAUCGGGGCCGGAGCCCGCUGGGAUACGAGGACCACUCCGAGAUCACCGUGACGCGGCAGAUCGUUGUCGGUGGAAGGAAUAAAUACCUCAUAAAUGGAAAGCUUGCCCAACCUAGUCAGGUCCAGAACCUCUUUCACUCAGUACAGCUCAAUGUUAACAACCCACACUUCCUCAUUAUGCAAGGGCGCAUCACUAAGGUACUAAAUAUGAAGCCUCCUGAGAUUUUGUCCAUGCUUGAGGAGGCAGCAGGUACCAGAAUGUACGAGACAAAGAAAGAGGCUGCGCUAAAAACGCUGGAGAAGAAGCAGAUCAAGGUUGAUGAGAUAAAUAAGCUACUUGACCAAGAAAUUUUGCCUGCCUUGGAGAAGUUAAGGAAAGAACGUAUGCAGUACAUGCAAUGGGCAAAUGGCAAUGCAGAGUUAGAUCGACUUAAGAGGUUCUGCAUUGCUUAUGAUUACGUUCAAGCUGAGAAGAUAAGGGAAAAUGCGGUCUCCGGUGUCGAACAGAUAAAGGCCAAAAUCUCCGAGCUAGAUGAAAAUAAAGUGAAGAUGCAAGUGGAAUCACAGGAAUUGGAGAAGAAGAUAUCUGAUUUAACUGCACAGAAGGAAGCCAGUAUGGGAGGGAACGUAAAGACGAUGUCAGACAAAGUAGAUGCUCUUGCUCGAGAUCUCGUGAGGGAAGUGUCCAUUCUCAAUAACAAAAAUGACACCCUUCAGACUGAGAAAAAGAAUUCUGAUAAGAUUCUUAGCAAAAUAGAAGAUCUAAAGCAUUCUGUGGAAGAGAGUGCCUCUGCUGUCAAAAGAGCUGAAGAAGGGACAGUCGGUCUUAGGAGCAAAUACGAGGAACUCUUGAAGAAUUUGGAUGAGAAAGAAAGUGAUUACCAGGGCAUCCUUGCUGGAAAGAGCAGUGGAAAUGAGGAAAAGUGCCUUGAGGACCAGCUAGGUGAUGCUAAAAUAGCAGUUGGAAGGGCGGAUACAGAAUUGAAGCAGUUGAAAACAAAGAUAGCCCACUGGGAAAAAGAGCUGAAGGAGAAAAGGAAGGAACUAUUGUCAAAGCAUGAGGAAGCUGUUGCUGUGGAGAAUGAACUUAAUAGUAGAAUAAGAGAUGUUGAAAUUGUUCAAAAGGCUUUAGAAUCUGUUCCUUAUAAGGAGGGGGAGAUGGAAGCGCUUCAAAAGGAUCGUGCGCUGGAGUUGGAGGUGGUGCAAAAGUUGAAAGAAGACAUAGGGAUUCUUUCAGCACGGUUAGCAAAUGUUAAUUUUACAUAUCGUGAUCCCAUCAAGAAUUUCGAUCGAUCAAAAGUGAAAGGUGUGGUUGCAAGACUAUUCAAAGUGAAGGAUAGCUCAACAAUGACUGCCUUAGAGGCCGCAGCUGGCGGAAAGUUGUAUAGUGUUGUCGUUGAUACGGAAAAUACAGGAAAACAACUGCUACAAAAUGGAAAUCUUCAAAGAAGAGUAACUUUCAUACCGUUAAAUAAAAUCCAGCCAAAUGUUGUGUCGCCUAGUGUUCAGCAUGCUGCUGCCAGAGUGGUUGGCAAGGAGAAUGCAGAACUGGCACUGUCAUUAGUUGAUUAUGACAAGGAAUUGAAGAGCGCAAUGGAAUAUGUCUUUGGAUCAAGUUUUGUCUGCAAAACGAUAGAUGCUGCAAAAGAGGUAACUUUCAAUAAGGAGAUUCAUACUCCAAGUGUCACUCUCGAAGGUGAUAUAUAUCAGCCAGGCGGUCUUUUAACCGGUGGAAGCCGCAAGGGUGGAGGUGACUUGUUGAGGCAUGUUCGUGAUUUGGCAGAGGCUGAGUCAAAACUUGCUAUACAUCAGAAUAGGCUAUCGGCGAUCGAAGCCAAGAUUUCUGAGUUGUCGCCCCUUCAAAAGAAGUUCUUGGAUCUCAAAUCACAGUUAGAGCUGAAGUCCUAUGACCUUUCUUUGUUUAAGAGUAGGGCUGAGCAGAAUCAGCAUCAUAAGCUUGGCGAAUUAGUGAAGAAGAUUGAGCAGGAACUUGAAGAAUCAAAGUCUGCGGUCAAAGAAAAGCAAAUAUUGUAUGAGAACUGUGUCGCUGCAGUGUCGUCGCUUGAGAAAUCUAUUAAAGAGCAUUCAAAUAAUCGGGAAGGCCGGCUUAAGGAGUUGCAAAAUAGUAUCAAUGCAAUAAAAACCCAGAUGCAAUCGGUGUCAAAGGAUUUAAAGGGGCAUGAAAAUGAAAAGGAGAGGCUCAUCAUGAAAAUGGAAGCAGUUGUACAGGAACGUGCUUCUUUGGAGGGUGAACUAGCUUCUUUACAAAGUCAAAUCAAUGCUAUAGCUUCUGAUGUAGAGGAACAGAAAUCCAAGGUUGCUUCUAUAAGGAAGACUCAUGAACAGGCCGAGGUGGAGCUCAAUCAAAUCCGACAGAAGCUGAAGGAAUGUGAUACCCAGAUAAGUUGCUUUGUUAAGGAGCAGCAAAAGCUUCAAGCUGCACUUAGCGAGACAAAUCUUGAGAAGAAGAAGAUGGAAAAUGAGGUAAAGCGUAUGGAAAUGGAACAGAAAGAUUGUUCUCUGAAGGUCGAAAAAAUGAUUGAGAAGCACGCCUGGAUUGCUUCUGAGAGGCAGCUUUUUGGAAGAAGUGGAACUGAUUAUGAUUUUGCUUCUCGUGAUCCAUACAAAGCAAGCGAGGAACUGGAAAAAUUACAAUCUGUGCAAUCUGGGCUUGAGAAAAGAGUAAACAAGAAAGUUAUGGCAAUGUUUGAGAAAGCAGAAGAUGAAUAUAAUGGGUUGAUGUCCAAGAAAAACAUUAUUGAGAAUGACAAAUCAAAGAUAAAGAAGGUUAUUGAAGAACUAGAUGAGAAGAAGAAGGAAACACUAAAUGUUACUUGGGUUAAGGUUAACAAUGACUUUGGAUCAAUAUUUUCUACCCUGUUACCUGGCACAUCAGCAAAACUUGAGCCUCCAGAAGGAUGCAGCUUCUUAGAUGGGCUUGAGGUUCGUGUUGCAUUUGGAGGCGUCUGGAAGCAGUCCCUAUCAGAACUGAGUGGAGGGCAGCGAUCUCUACUUGCUCUUUCUCUAAUCCUUGCACUGCUUCUCUUCAAACCAGCACCUUUGUAUAUACUAGAUGAGGUUGAUGCAGCACUUGAUUUAAGUCACACGCAGAACAUUGGAAGGAUGAUUAAAACUCACUUUCCUCAUUCCCAGUUUAUCGUUGUUUCUUUGAAGGAAGGGAUGUUCAAUAAUGCUAACGUUCUGUUCCGCACGAAGUUUGUCGACGGUGUUUCCACUGUCCAGCGCACAGUUGCAUCCAAGCAGAGCAAGUGAUCCCAAUUUCAUGGAAGUAGAAAGCUGCAGAAUUGUAUGUCUUCACGGUACAAGUUAGCAGUCAGUAAAUUGGAAACAUUUAAUCGAAGAGAUAUUUCAACUUGCCUUUUUUGUCUGACAGUAACAUCCAGAAGCAUGAGCUGAGUCAAUGUUUCAUUGGCACAGAUGCCUUUAAUGUAGUUUAAAGCAUGUCUUUUUCCCCAA